Molecule: messenger RNA, 678 nt
Organism: Maudiozyma saulgeensis
Lineage: Eukaryota; Fungi; Ascomycota; Saccharomycetes; Saccharomycetales; Saccharomycetaceae
Source: the annotation of a GenBank genome assembly
AUGAGCCAAUACAAUUUUGUUGUAGAUGCCUCUGCGUUCGAGAAGGGUCUUGGGAACAUUAGGAGAUGGUGUAAUGGACCCUCUGAUAAACUAUCGAUCAACCUAUAUAUUCCUACAUUCACAUUAAAGGAAUUAGAUUUUCUUCAACAUAGACGCAAGAGUUUUGCAGCUAAGGAAUCUUUGAAAUAUAUCGAUACUUUGACAAAUAUACCAAGUUAUAAUAAUGGUCAUGACGAUGAAUCUUUACAGAAUGUUGAUAUUAUUGUAGAAUACCCAGAAAUUCUGGAUAGUAUCAGUUGGGAUGAGGUUAAUGUUAACCAAGUAGGGUCCCUCGAUAGAUUACCAAGAAGAUUGAAAAAUUUACUUAAAAGUGCAGCAUAUAAAUGUUUAGAUAUGGAUGAUAAUGAUUCCCUACGUUGGGUUUUACUAACAGAGGACCCUCAAAUUCGCGAUGCUGCUAAACUUUGUGAUAUUCCUUCAUGUUCCAUAGUCGAUGUUGACAAUAUCUUAUCAAAGGAAUUGAAUUUAAAAUCUUUCCAAAAUAGUGAAAAAUUUAAUAAGAUGAUUAAAAAGAAUGGAACUAAACAACAAGAUGAAAAUGGUGACGAUAUUGUGAUGACUGAUUUUAACAAAACAAUGUAUGCCUCAAGAGAGAAUGGAAAAUUAUGGACACCAUAG